UACUCAACAUACAAUUUUGAAAGAAUUAUAACAAGUAGUAUUAUGGCUAUCAUAUCAGCAAAGUGUGUAUUUGUAGUUUCAGUUUUAGUAGUUAGCUUAUUCUUAGAGAUCACUAAUGGAGAUCAACUCACUGAUGAUCAAAUCCUUCAUGAAUCUUUAAGAUUUAGGAUUGGACAUCGACAUGGACAUCAUCAUCAGCCACCUACUCCGCCAGCUGAGGAGCCACCACCAAUUGAGGAGCCACCAGUGUUUCCACCGUCAGGUGAGGGCCAACCAAUGCCUCCGCCAACAGGUGAUGAGCCACCAUGUCGCUGUGACGCGCCGUCUCCAUUACCAUUACUAGUUGAUGAUCAGCCUUGAGAUAUGCUCAUAGAUACCAAAAAUUUAGUACUAAUAUGUUGAAAAAUUAAUAUAAAGUUAAGUAUCCAGUAUUAAUAUAAUGCACUAUAUAAAUAUAAUGGUUCUAGAUUUUGAAUUUA
Solanum lycopersicum (tomato) is the source of this 479-nucleotide messenger RNA. The record is from RefSeq and is a predicted model, not a curated record. NCBI's taxonomy places the organism in Eukaryota, Viridiplantae, Streptophyta, Magnoliopsida, Solanales, Solanaceae.